This is a messenger RNA of Carica papaya (papaya), 726 nucleotides long. Lineage: Eukaryota; Viridiplantae; Streptophyta; Magnoliopsida; Brassicales; Caricaceae. The record is from RefSeq and is a predicted model, not a curated record.
CGUUUCUACAACUGUGCUAACAAUGGAGUCUGGUGUUUCUUUUAAUUUCUCUGAUGCAGUCGAUGAGGAGCGCAGACCGACGGAGAUGCGACUCCCCCAACUCACCACUAUCGCCAUCUUCGUCUCCACUGAUAUCAACAGAUGACACAAGGAAGAAAAAUUCUGAAAAGAAAAUCUCAGAUUCAUCUGAGCUUCAAGACUUGAACUCUUACUACUCGCAAUCGCCGCGGCCUUGCUUGGACUUGAAGCUUCAAUCCUCAACCUACUGUCAGAGCGUUUGCACCAUCGACAAAGUUAGAUUUGCUCUCCAGAGAGCAGCAGAGAAGGAACAACCCCUCACCAGAAAACGACCAUCAUCUCCUCCGGUGCAAUCGUCUUCGUCGUCGACGGCAAUGUUCGCCGCCGGGUGUCCUGGUUGCUUGCUCUACGUGGUGACUUUCAAGGAAAACCCUAAGUGCCCUCGUUGCAACUCGAUCGUUCCUUUUCCUGGGGAUGCGAAGAAGCCUCGACUUGAUCUGAAUUCCUUGCUUUGAUUUCGUCUGGAGAAUCACUGGUAGGAGAAAUAUGGAAUUGAACGAUUUGGAUUAUGAGUAUCGUUUAAUUCGAACAGAUCUUUUAAUUUUAUUUUUGUAAAGCAGAAACUUUUAGUUGAUUGAUAUAUAUAUAUAUAUAUAUAUAUGUGUUUAGCUGACAGGGAAAGUAUAUUACUGAAAAUCAUUUCAUGAC